Molecule: messenger RNA, 3146 nt
Organism: Amoebophrya sp. A120
Lineage: Eukaryota; Dinophyceae; Syndiniales; Amoebophryaceae
Source: the annotation of a GenBank genome assembly
AUGGCGAGCCACGAUGAGGAUGCACUUCCCGACUUCGAGGAAGACCAAACCUUCGAUCAGCAGGCACAGACCGGCGAGGCGAAGAAAGGUUCGGAGCAACUCUGUGUUUUCAUCAGGAAUGUUUGAUAUCGAUUUGCCAGUUCCUGAGCUUUGCAAUACAAGACUUUUGCUUUUUUGCAGGGACUGCCUGUUGCCCCGGUGGCUCUUAUGCGUACGAAUGUCACAGUCAGAGUUUACCUUUACACCUCGCAAUCAGGUAAUUACAUCGGCAUCCACGCCAGCGGGUUUCGUGACUUUCUCUUGAAGGCCGAAUUGCAGAGAGCUGUCGUUGAUUGCGGCUUUGAACAUCCGUCCGAGGUGCAGCACGAGUGCAUUCCCCAGGCCGUGUUGGGUAUCAGAUUGUGUGUCUGUUUGUCUAGUCUUUCGACCACCGAGCGCCGAUAGCAUGAUACUGGCUGAAAACGUCGCUUUGAGUUUUUCUCAAUAUUUUACAUACAGGUACCGACGUCCUGUGUCAGGCGAAGUCGGGAAUGGGAAAGACAGCCGUGUUCGUGCUAAGCACACUGCAGGGAUUGGAGGAUGGCCAAGUUCCGAUCGAAGAGGGCAAAGAAGAGAAAAAAAACAAGCUGCAAGUCUUGGUGUUGUGCCAUGCUCGCGAACUCGCGUACCAGAUCAAAAAGGAGUAUGACCGGUACAAACGAAGCAAGAUUCCAUUGGUUUGUUUGUUUUUUAAUCGGCACAACUACUAUCUGAUAUUGAGUGAUGUGAUUAAGAUUAAAUCCGCCUCCCUGGAACAGAGGUCUCGAUGAUUGCGCUGCACCUGACUUAGUGGCAAAAGAGAAAAGCGGCACAUUUUACAAGGUUCGCGAAGUACUUCGCCUGGUGCAAGGUGGCAGUUGUGUACGGUGGCACGCCCAUUGCGGAAGACAAGAAACUGCUUAAGGAGACGGAAACCUCGCCGCACAUUGUUAUUGGAACUCCGGGUACGCUUGCUUGCUGUGUGUGUCUGGAUGAUGUUAGUACAGCAUGUCUCUGGCAGCCUGAUGCAGAAGCAAUUAGGCUGUGGAACGCUCUCCCUUUGUGAUUUCAUAUGAUCGAUUUCAUACACAGGUCGUGUACUUGCGCUGUUGAAGGACAAGGCCUUGGCUCUUGGUGACGUGAAGCAGUUUAUUUUAGACGAAUGCGACAAGUGCUUGGAGAAAGCGGAUAUGCGCCAAGACGUGCAGAAGAUUUUCAUCCAAUGCCCCAAAAAAAAGCAAGGUGAGACAGCGAGAUUCGUUCAUGUAAAUUUUGGCAGUUGCUCCAUUAUCGUCGCUCUCCAAAUUAUACGCUGUUGCCACUACUAUUUCCGACAGCUGCGACGGACGUCCGAUAUUUGUAUCUGCAUGUGUACUUUUUCUUUCCAGUGUCACGUGGAGGUUUUUAGUCGAAUUGGAAUGCGUGACUGUCGUUAUGGAAUCAUGAAAUAUCUACAGUUAUGAUGUUUUCCGCUACCAUGACGAAGGAGAUUCGGGAUGUCUGCAAAAAGUUCAUGCAGAACCCGCAUGAAAUUCGGGUCGACGAGGAAAGCAAGCUGACACUGCAUGGGCUUCUCCAAUACUACGUAAAGCUGGACGAGGCGAAAAAAAAUCGGAAGUUGAAUGAUUUGCUGGACAUCCUUCAAUUCAAUCAGGUACCAAAUGAUACUUCAUGGAGUUCAUGUUUGACGAAAAAAUGUGAUGCGAAAAAACCGCACCAUGUUGACUGGGUAGCAGUUUUUAUGUCCUAGGCUCUACUGGGAGCAGCCUGGUCUCCUUUCGGAAUCCGCAAGGAUAAUGAUAACUAUCAGCAGUAACACUAUUGUCGCCCAAACACAAUCGCGUUUGAUUUUACACAGGUUAUCAUCUUCGUGAAGUCGGUUCAGCGAGCGAUCGCGCUCGAUAAGCUGUUACAGGAAUGCAGCUUUCCGUCCGUAGCAGUUCACUCGGGUUUGAAGCAGACCGAGCGGAUCGAGCGCUACAAGGCGUUUAAGGAAUUUCAAAAGCGGAUCAUGGUCGCUACGGAUUUAUUCGGACGAGGAAUCGACAUUGAAAAGGUGAAUGUCGUCAUCAAUUACGACAUGCCUGCGGAUUCGGAUUCGUACCUGCAUCGUGUUGGGCGCGCUGGGCGUUUCGGGACCAAAGGUCUGGCAAUUACCUUCACGGCGACGGAUGAGGAUAAAAAGGUGUUGGAGGACGUUCAGGCUCGCUUCGAGGUGCAAAUCACGGAGUGCCCCGAGCAGAUCGACCCCACUAGCUAUCUAAAUGCGUGAUGGAUCAUCAGGCGACGAUUGUUGGUCCUAAUUUUCUAGUCUUGUUGCUUAAUGUCAUGACUGGUUGUACUCGGGUCCUUCGGUCAGGCCUUCCUGCAAUGUUUAUAUGAUCUUACUUUUCAUUUCCUGGAGAUAGUUUUCAUAGAAACACAAUGAAUGUCAAUGUAACGAAACAUCAAGACCAACAUAAAAAUAAAUGUGAAAUUGACCACCUGUUUUGUUUUACGAAUUAUGAUCAAAAUGAAGAUCAAGUAUUUUUCACUAUGCCUCCUCCGCUGAAGGCGAGGAGAUUCUAUCUCAGACAGAACGCGAGUGCAGUCAGUCUCUGCUACGGGCAGAUAUGGCACCCCACAGACCUAGACUCUUGCUUUACUAAGUAGAUGUUGAACUCCUCCUCCGUGGGUAGUAGGUAUGCAUCUUGCCGUCAGUAUUAACAGCGUGCAGUGACCGCCAACUUAAAUGCCACAUCAAUCUGUUUUUGUUGCAUGUCUCUCGUCUUUGAUGGCGGUCUGCGUCACUUCAGACCCCGUUGCGAUGAGAAAAAGUAUCACGGGAAAAAUGCACAUACUUCUGCUAUUUCGCGCGCUCUAGCGUCUGAAAUUUCCGGAGGCCGCGUUGAAGUUGCGGCAAGCUCUUUAUUUCAUUGUAGCCAUCAAACAACUUAAACUUGUACUUUCGGAUGUUGUUGGAGUUUCGCCAACUCGGAACUCUGUUGCGAUGGGUCCUCUUGGAGAAAAAAAUCUUGCACGGGUCUACUGUGCGUGCGUAACUCAAGCAUGCAUUCUGAAGGAGAACGCUUGCUCUCUUCUUUUUGUUCCAGAACUUCCGAUCUGAAGUUGUCCAUGUGCUAACUCGC